This is a messenger RNA of Thrips palmi, 5468 nucleotides long. Its product is annotated as flocculation protein FLO11-like. The record is from RefSeq and is a predicted model, not a curated record. The coding region runs from base 289 to 2943 and encodes 884 amino acids. Gene Ontology annotation, molecular function: protein dimerization activity; DNA-binding transcription factor activity, RNA polymerase II-specific; RNA polymerase II cis-regulatory region sequence-specific DNA binding. The transcript is spliced from 10 exons. Lineage: Eukaryota; Metazoa; Arthropoda; Insecta; Thysanoptera; Thripidae. Gene Ontology annotation, biological process: regulation of transcription by RNA polymerase II.
GGCGCAAACGGCACGGUCGGGCGCAACAGCGGGCGAGCCGUCUCAGCCAACGCAGUGUUGGCGCCCAGCCACGACAGGAGCCCGGCGACCGGCCGAGCGGCAGUGCCGAGGGCAGUGCAGGCAGCCACCCCGUCUAGCCCUACUUGAACCACCCCCAUGUGACGCAGCACGCGAAGCAAGCCGAGGUGCUGUCCCCCAGUGACGUGUCCAGUGUCCAGUGCAGUGCCGACGGCGCCGACGUGCGUGCGACUGUGCGACCCCCCGAGUGCCACUCGGAGUGCCACGAUAAUGGGUGUGCUGGUGGGCGAGGCCCCCAAGUCGUUCGCGCUGCUGUCCGCCUCCGCCUCCGCCAGGGCCAAGGAGGACCUGGGCGCGAUGGUGGGCCGCGGCCGCUUCCACGACGAGGACGAGGAUGACGAGGACGAGGAGCGGCGGCGUUACGCGGCCCGGCCUGACGGGCCUGACGGGCCGGACGCCGUCGGCGCGCAGCCGGACAAGGGCGAGCUGCACUGGGCGCCGCCGCCGCCGCGUCCCAAGAAGACCUGGAUCAGGCACUUCUUCGCCAAUGAAGAAACCCCACCGUCGCACGAGGAGUUUCCGUCGUCCUUCUGCUCCGCCGAGCCGGUGCCGCUGCUGAAUGGACGCUUCCCCGUGGCCCCCGGCCCACACCCCGUCGUCGUCCAGGCCUCGCUCCCCUACUCCCUCCCCCACUCCCUCCCGUACUCGCAGCCCCACUCCCCGGCACCCCACCCCACCGCCGCGCCUAGCCCCCCGCAGCAUCCCCCUGCCAGCACUACCCCCAACCCGGUAGCUCCCAUCGCCCUCACGGUCCACCACCCCGUCGUCAGACCCGCCCCUGCCCCAGCCGCCCCCCAGGGCUCGCCGCCGCCCCCGCACCAGUUCUCCCCGCAACCCGCCACCCCCGCCCCUACCCCUGUGGCCAUCCCAGCACCGGACAGCCCGAGCAACGGCAGCCAAGAUGACGACGGUCUUGGCCAGGAGUCGAGGAGAAGAACUGGGUCCGGGACCCGGGAGGUGCACAACAAGCUGGAGAAGAACCGGCGGGCGCACCUCAAGGAGUGCUUCGAGAUGCUCAAGCGGCAACUGCCCACCUGCCAGGAGGAGAAGAAGUGCUCCAACCUGUCCAUCCUGCACGCCGCCAACCGGUACAUCACGGCGCUCAAGCGCAAGGAGCGCGACUACGAGCACGAGAUGGAGCGGCUGGCGCGCGAGAAGAUCUCGGCGCAGCAGCGGCUGGCCGCGCUCAAGAAGGACCUGGCCGCGCAGUGGGACCACAUUGACAUCAACGCGCUGUACCCCGACUGCAGCGACGCGGCCCUGGCCGAGAUGAGCGCCAGGGUGCGCCUGCCGUCGCCCGCCUCCACGUCCACCGCCUCGGCCGAGAUGGAGGGCGGCAUGAUCAUCGACGAGGACGAGGACGAGGACGACGACGACGACACCAUGUCGUUCCACAGCGGGCGGCAGCGCAGCGCGUCGGACAGCAGCAGCGCCCUGCCCAGUGUGGGGCCCUACUGCAGCCCGCAGCCGCAGGCCGUGCAGGCCGUGCCCAACCCCCGGGACGUGCACGGCUACCGCGGCGAGAGCCCCAUCCCCAGACCCCGCACCGUGUCCCCGGUGGUACCCGUCAGGACGGGCGUUUCCGGCGUCACCCCCAACGGCCACGUGCUGGACGCGCGGCUAGAAGCGCGGCACGAUUCGCGGCUAGAUUCGCGGCUGGACUCGCGGCUGGACUCGCGGCUGGACACCCGACCAGACGCGAGGUUAGACUCGGGCGCCUACAAAAUAGCCAGCCUGGAGAGUCGCGGCCACGGCGCGCCGGCGUCCGCACCCUCCAGCGGCUACAUCCCCGCCAAGCUGCUCAACAACUACAGCAUCAAGGUGGCGUCCCCCGCCACCAGUUCGUCCUCCAGUCCCCCGGGACACCUCGGCCCGGGUCCCGCACCGAGCUCUGGGCUGGGCGUGGCAGUCGGCGUGGUGUCCAGAGUGCCCAGCUCCCCCGUGGGGACGCUCACCACCCUGCCGGGCUCCACGCCGUCGCGGGGGCGCGCGUCACCGCCACACCGGCACAGCCGGACCAGUCCGCCCGCCACCACCACCACGAGCACUUUGCUGCAGCCCAUGACGCUCGCGUCGCAUCACAUCCAGUUGCCCGCGCAGGUCGUCAACAACGGCCGCUGGCUGGGCGUCAGUCCCGCCAUCCUGCAGAUCGCCACGCCGCCCAACCAGAGACUGGCGGUGCUGGAGCCCGCCGCCCUAGCGCAGCACGCGCAGCACGCGCAGCACGCCACGAGCAACGGCGCGACCUCGCUGGUGACGCACCAAAGGGUGCGGGAGAUGGGCGGUGCGGGGCCCGUGCCCGGUGCACCCUUGGGGGCACCCUUGGGGGCGCUGGGGUCCGCGGCCGCGGCCGCCAUCAGCGUUCCGGCGGGCCACACCGGCAAGGUGAUGGUCGGCGCCACCGGCAUCGCCACCGUCGUCGGCACCAACGAGAUGUUCCACAAGACGACGGCGGCCAGCUCCCCCGAUGGCAUCAGGCCGGCCACGGACCUCCCUCUCGCGCAUGGCGUGCCGCACGGCGUGCCACACGGCGUGCUGUGCAACGGCAAGGGGCUGCAGCUUGGCAACGAAACCAACGGGCACCUUCUGACCGCGGCGGUCCACCCGGGCUCCGCCUCCAUCCCCACGCACGUGACCCACGUCGUUACCACUCACCCCUCACUCUCGCCGCUGGUCACCCCGGUCACCGUCAUGUCGCAGGGCAGUCCCGUCACACAUAUCCUUGCCACCAGCCCCAUCGGCAAGAUGGCACCGCUGAUCAAGACUGUGCCUAUUGUCAACCCUCAGUACCUUAGUGCCGUUGUCAAACCUACAAUGGUGGUGGUUAGUUCCGCAUCGAAUCUUCCACCGAACUCGGGAAUCUGAGUUUCCGACAGUGUAUUCUGUAGUACAAAAUGGAGAAGAAAUACUGACUUUAAUUCCACCAUAUGAAGUUGUUUUGUGAUGUUUUUCUGUGCUUGGCUGUCUGAUAAACAUCGAGAGUGGCGUCCUCUACAGCAAGACCUUGCUGUAGACGAGUCUUAGACAUUCACACAAAUUGUUGUGAAGUGAUUAGCUUAAGCGUUCUGUGAGAUUAAUAGGUAGAUUACCUUCAAGGCCCAUCAUCAUACUGCAGCAGGCUCUGCAUUUAUGAUAGGUUACUUGUUAGCAGGUCUCAUUCUGGCUGUGAAUAAUGCUGUUCGGUUGCAAACAUUUUUUGAGUCAAACUCUAAAACUUUCUGCAUGAGUUGUCUUCCUUACUGUGCAAGACAGUUAAAACUGAAGUGUGCUAGAUGUGUCCUAUAUUAUUGAACGAACUAGGAAUGUUCCUCUUUGGUGUUAGUUGAAGUGAAAUCUUGUGUCUUUGACAGCUUGUAAGGUACCCUCACUGCCUUUGUAAAAAAAAUAAUAGAGGGCUGUAAAGAUUAUUAACUCGUGCAAAACAACCAACUGUGAAAGUGAAAAAUCAUUUAACUGAAAUGACCAGUAAGUCCUAUCUCAAUAACCCAUACAUAACAAUGUAUAUACUCUGUAAGGGAGUUCAUACUACUGCAGUUUGUUUACUUGUCAUUUCUCCAUCUUCAAAAACUGGCAUGCUCUUGAGACCUUAGACAUAAAUACUAGUGAGAGAAAAAAAAUAAUAGUCAAUUAUUCAAAUUUUAUUAAAAUUAAAGUACAAUCAUUUGGGUGCUCUGUUUUUAUACCAGAAAAUUAUUUAAAAUGGAACUGACACUUAUUUAAGUCAACACCAAUGGUAAGGUUUUCUUAAAGUACUCAACUAGACAUCAAUUCUUCUUCCUCUUUACCGAUUGUGUAACUGUAUCUUUGCUCUCCUGAAACCAGUGCUCCUGAGUUGUAACUAUCUUAAUUUUAAUGAAAAGCAAUUGCUUCAAUCUUUAGUAUUAUUAAUAUAUUUUGUCUGAUGUCAAGAAUAUUUCGAACUUAGGGGUAGAAGGUAGCAAAACGUCGCAGAGGCAUAUUUAUUGUUGUUUGUUAUGUGUUAUAAGGUGUCUUGUGUAUCCGCUGGUGGUAGUUUCUUUGUACAAGACUCUAUAACAUAAUGAUUUCUUUCCCUCUCAGCAUUCACUCACACUCUUGGCCUCAAUAUUUGAUCAACAACAAAAACCCUUGUGAGGAAAAUAUUUGGUCUUCUAUUUUAUAAUUUGAGGAGCACCAAUCAAAAUAAUUAUAAUUUUCUGACGAACUUUUUAUGACAAGAAAAUUUUAUCCUGCUUUGUCUUCCAAAUAGCUUGGAUACACAAGUUUUAUUUUGUGAGCAGCCUCUGCACUUUCGUUAAGGUCAGUUGAUUUCUUUCAAUCAAUCUCAUACUUUCAUGAGGUGGAAUGAAUGCUGUCCAUUUCAUAUGGUAAAAUCUUAGAUUUGUGCUUUCAGUGCAUCAUUACUUAUAUUCACUGGUAGUUACACUCUGAUUUUGAUGGAAGUAUUUUGAUGAAAUAUGAUUAUGAACUGAAGGCAACAGAAUCAAUUGACUUGCUUGACUGGAUGUGUAAAACUUACUGAGAUGAAAUAUGCCUGAAUCAAAUAAAGAGAGCAAUUUACUUAAUGUAUUGAGCUUAGAAUCUCACUAGAAACAAUCUUUUUUUCUGUAUGGAGAGGUAGUGGUUUUUGAUGUUGUUAAGCUGCAGAAACUCAAAUAUUUCAGAACAAUGGCUGUGAUAGAUAAUUAAAAGACCCUGAAAUAAUUGGAAUCUGUUAAAUCUUAGUUUCACUUUUGACCCCAAAUCACUGUGAGCAAAAGAAAAAAGGCACAUUAGCUUUUUGUUGAGUUAGCAGCCAAACAUUCAAACAUUUCUUUAUACUGCUGUGAAAAGGUGCCACAGCAGUUGUAAUUCAGAGAGCUAUCAACAUAUAUUUAUUCAAACAUAUUGUAGCUUAUUGUUGCAACAACAAAAAAUAUUGUGUUUGUAAACUGAAAACUAAAGCUAAUAUUCUACUAGUCUUCUUUUUAAACUGUGCAUCUUCUGUCGCUGCAGUGAAGUCAGAAAAUGGCACUUGUCGAUUGUGCACUUACCUAUGUUUUUCUUCAGCUUCAUAUGCAGAGCUAUGUAAAAUCGGAAUGAAUGUGGUUGCACAAAGAAGCUGUGUAUAAUUGCCAGAUGUAUUUAUAUUUUCAGAAGGUUUGUGAAAAGUGUGCGGUUUAAGAGCAUGAUUAGGGAAAACAAAUGAUAGUAUCCACAGGAGUGCUGGAGGUAUGUAACAAGUUUUUGUCAAGGCCACAGGGGGGAGCACAAGUUUUAAGUUGGUUGUAAAUAAGUCAAAUAAUUAAUGUAAAUACGGUGUUAAUUAUCUUUUUAUUCUACCCUCUGUUACAUAUUAAAUACUGUUGUAAAGUGUAAUUUAAUGAUUGUAAAUAGUGGAGAAAUUACAAAUAAAAACCUUCUCAGAAUAA